This is a messenger RNA of Glycine soja, 3041 nucleotides long. RefSeq names its product protein VACUOLELESS1-like. Gene Ontology annotation, biological process: intracellular protein transport; vacuole fusion, non-autophagic; endosomal transport. Gene Ontology annotation, molecular function: actin binding. Bases 182 to 2713 code for a protein of 843 amino acids. The transcript has 15 exons. The record is from RefSeq and is a predicted model, not a curated record. Gene Ontology annotation, cellular component: HOPS complex; lysosomal membrane; cytoplasm. Lineage: Eukaryota; Viridiplantae; Streptophyta; Magnoliopsida; Fabales; Fabaceae.
AUUAACAGAGUAAAAAACUUGCUCUGUCACUCUGUUCCUACGUUCCUCAACAGAACGGAACAGAACUUUCCCCUCCCCAUUCCCCUGAACCGUACCAGAGCAAUCGAUCGAUCCAUGUUCUCCCUCUGAUCCAAUCCCAAACCCUACCAAUUUCAUUCCACUGUCUCUCCGAACUCCAACAAUGGCGAACGUGUCCGUCGCGGCGGAGUGGCAGCUCCUCUACAACCGCUACUACCGCAAGCCGGAGCUCUACCCUAUGCCGUGGAAGCACGUGGACCUCGCCCGCACCAAGGUCGCCGCCGCGCCCUUCGGCGGCCCCAUCGCCGUCAUCCGCGACGACUCCAAGAUCGUGCAGCUCCACGCUGAGUCCGCCCUCCGUAAGCUCCGCCUCUUCUCCUCCUCGGGGCGCCCCCUCGCCGACGCCGUCUGGCGCCACCCCGGCGGCCGCCUCGUCGGAAUGUCCUGGACCGACGACCAGACUCUCCUAUGCGUCGUCCAGGACGGCACCGUCUACCGCUAUGACGUCCACGCCAACCUAAUCGAACCGAACCUCUCCCUCGGGAAAGAGUGCUUUGAAGAUAACGUUGCGGAUUGCGUGUUUUGGGGGAACGGUUUGGUUUGCAUCACCGAGGCGAAUCAGUUGUUCUGUAUUGCCGAUUUCAGGAACCCUAGCGCGGUGAAGCUCGCGGAUCCCGAGAUCGAGGAAAUGCCGCAUUGUAUGGCCGUGAUUGAGCCGCAGUACACGGUAUCCGGGAAUGUUGAGGUUUUGCUCGGCGUGGAUGAUGCUGUGGUGCUUGCUGUGGAGGAAGAUGGCGUGCAGAGGCUCGGGGAGGGAGUGCUGAGGGGGCCGCUGCAGAAGAUGGUGGUUUCGCGCGACGGCAAGUGGCUCGCGUCGUUUACUCACGACGGGAGGCUCUUGGUGACGACUUCGGACUUGACUGGAGUUAUCAUCGAGAGGGAGUGUGAGUCAGCUCUUCCUCCGCAGCAGAUUGCUUGGUGUGGAAUGGAUGCUGUGCUGCUGUACUGGGAUGAUAUGCUUUUAAUGAUGAGUCCUGAGGGAGAGCCAGUUCACUACCUUUUUGAUGAACCAAUAAUUCUUAUACCUGAGUGUGAUGGAGUAAGGAUAUUGUCCAAUACUAGAAUGGAAUUUCUACAGCGGGUGCCUGAUUCCACCGUUUCAAUCUUCACAAUUGGAAGUACAUCACCUGCUGCUUUACUAUAUGAUGCCUUGGAUCAUUUUGAUAGACGAAGUGCCAAGGCAGAUGAAAAUUUGAGAUUGAUAAGAUCAUCCCUUCCUGAGGCUGUUGAAGCAUGUGUUGAUGCUGCAGGUCAUGAAUUUGAUCUUUCACGCCAGCAAACUCUCCUAAGGGCAGCCAGUUAUGGGCAAGCCUUUUGUAGCAAUUUUCAACGUGAUCGUAUCCAAGAGAUGUGUAAAAUUCUGCGGGUCUUGAAUGCAGUGCGCAGCCCUGAGAUUGGCGUUCCUCUUAGUAUUCAGCAAUACAAGUUGCUUACACCAUCUGUUCUGAUUGGUCGCCUGAUUAAUGCUCACCAACAUCUGCUUGCACUGAAAAUAUCAGAAUAUCUUGGAAUGAAUCAAGAGGUGGUGAUAAUGCACUGGGCAUGUUCAAAGAUAACUGCUUCACUGGCAAUUCCUGAUGCGACUCUUCUGGAGAUUCUGCUGGAUAAGUUAAAACUGUGCAAAGGCAUAUCCUAUGCAGCAGUUGCUGCUCAUGCAGACAAAAAUGGCCGACGAAAGUUAUCUGCCUUGCUUGUUGAACAUGAGCCUCGUUCAUCGAAACAGGUUCCUCUCCUGUUAAGCAUUGGAGAAGAAGAUAUAGCCUUGAUGAAGGCAACCGAAUGUGGUGAUACAGAUCUUGUUUACCUUGUACUUUUUCAUAUUUGGCAAAAGAGGCAGCCAUUGGAGUUCUUUGGCACCAUACAGGCCAGACCAUUGGCACGGGACUUAUUUAUAACUUAUGCACGGUUUUAUAAACAUGAAUUUUUGAAGGACUUCUUCUUAUCAACUGGGCAACUGCAAGAUGUGGCAUUUCUUCUGUGGAAAGAAUCCUGGGAACUUGGGAAAAACCCCAUGGCAAGCAAAGGAUCUCCACUUCAUGGUCCUCGAAUAAAACUUAUUGAGAAGGCACAUGGUCUUUUUGCUGAAACCAAGGAGCAUACCUUUGAAUCAAAGGCAGCUGAAGAGCAUGCAAAACUUUUAAGAAUUCAGCACGAACUUGAAGUGACUACAAAGCAGGCUAUUUUUGUGGAUUCUAGUAUAAGUGAUACAAUCCGUACUUGUAUUGUCUUGGGAAAUCAUCGAGCUGCAAUGAAAGUGAAAACAGAAUUUAAGGUGUCUGAGAAGAGAUGGUAUUGGCUUAAAGUUUUUGCCUUAGCAACAAUCAAGGAUUGGGUUGCCUUAGAGAAAUUUUCAAAGGAGAAGAAACCUCCAAUUGGUUAUAGACCAUUUGUUGAGGCAUGCAUUGAAGCGGAUGAAAAGGGAGAAGCUAUUAAAUAUAUCCCAAAACUUGCAGACCCUCGAGAAAGAGCUGAGUCAUAUGCUCGAAUUGGUAUGGCCAAGGAAGCUGCCGAUGCUGCUUCACAGGCAAAAGAUGGUGAAUUACUUGGUCGGUUGAAAUUGACAUUUGCACAAAAUGCAGCAGCUUCAUCAAUAUUUGAUACUCUUCGAGAUCGGUUGUCUUUCCAAGGUGCUUAAUUUUCUUUCCAGAGCUUUCUGCUCCCUUGUUCCCGUUCCCUACUUAUUAUUUUCCUUUUUUUGGAACAUUAGUUGUGUAUAUUGUGAAAAAAAAUGUAUCUUAUCUGCUAAUGUCUAGAGGUAAAUGUGCUCAAAUGUUGUCUUUACUUGUUCCCCCUUAGUUGUUGCGAGAGGCCAUUUUCGUGUCUUCCUACGUUUUGGCUUGUUUUAUGGUCAAUGUACCUGUAUAAUUCAAUUUGUCAAUGAGUAGAGACCACAGCUGAGUUUGUUAAUUGUAUUACACAUUGAUAGAUUCUUAUUUAAUUGAUUUUGUUCGUGUGACCACUGA